Messenger RNA from Tetranychus urticae (two-spotted spider mite), 1030 nucleotides. It is a transcript of the gene Ak3, whose product is annotated as Adenylate kinase 3. Gene Ontology annotation, molecular function: ATP binding; AMP kinase activity. The record is from RefSeq and is a predicted model, not a curated record. Gene Ontology annotation, cellular component: mitochondrion. Gene Ontology annotation, biological process: nucleobase-containing compound metabolic process. Lineage: Eukaryota; Metazoa; Arthropoda; Arachnida; Trombidiformes; Tetranychidae.
UAAGAAGAGAAGUGAGGACUUCUUUGACUUACCAAUCUUUCAUCUGAUGUGAUCCAAUGCUUUUCUAAUUAUAGUAGUUUUUACACUUUUUCUGAGUUUUCGCGUGUUUCAUCAAGAAAAUAGUUACGUCUAUCUUAAAUUAAAUCAAACUUUGAAGUCGGGAUUUCACAUUAUCGAUGAGACAAACUUUAAAUCUGUUGAGUAAUGUCCGUUUGGUCAUUCUUGGUCCACCUGGGUCUGGCAAGGGUACAAUAAGCCAAAGAAUUGUAUCAAACUUCAAUUUAUCUUAUAUCUCUUGUGGUGAUGUUUUGCGUAAUAAGAUUGCCGCAGGAACAGAUGAAGGUAAAAUUGCCGCUUCCUACAUUGCUCGUGGUGAUCUAGUCCCUAACGAGCUGGUCACCAAAUUGAUGGUUGAUGUCAUUAAUGGUGAAUUUAAAGGCUGUUCAUGGUUAAUGGAUGGUUUUCCGAGGACUUUACGACAAGCACAAUCUUUAUUAGAGCGUACCACAUUGAGCAAGGUUAUCAAUCUCAAUGUACCAGAUGAUGAGAUAAUUAACCGUAUAAAGCAUAGGUGGAUUCAUCUGAGCUCUGGCCGUAUUUAUAAUUUAGAAUAUAACCCACCCAAAGUGCCUUUUAAAGAUGACUUUUCUGGUGAAGAUUUGAUACAGAGAGAAGAUGAUAAGCCCGAGGCCGUAAAACAGCGACUUGACACUUACAAUGCAUCCACAUUGCCUGUUCUUGAUUUUUUCGGGAAAAAAGGACUUCUCAUCGAAUUCACUGGAAGAGAAUCUAAUGUAAUUUAUCCCAAGAUUCAUCAAUACUUAAAGGAUUAUCUUGACAUGAAAUGAGACAAUUCAACGAAUUAAAGUUCCUUUGGCCAAUCAAAAAAUUUUUUAAGAGAUAAAAACCGAUUCAAUCAAAUUUGUUUGUAUUAACCAUCAUUUCUGGUUAUAAUGAAAAUUAAUUUUAAAAAUUAGUAUGAAAGUGCAAAGAUUCCUUCCAAAAAGCAGUAAAAUUUCGUUUUAAAUUA